AUGUACAGAAGGACGUAUAUGUACUAUACAAGUAACAUCAGGAAGCAAAAGAGCAGGAGCAAGAGCAAGACCAGCAGGACUACCGCAUCUGAGAUUCUCAAAAUGCUGUGUGUCCACACUACUCCCAAUAAUGAGGAGGAUUACACGGAGAGUUCUUCUGGAACAGAGAAUGAAGAAGAAGAAGAAGAUUUAAUGAGACCCUCCAUGACUAUGAGGCACGAUGAUGAUGAGUUAUCAUCUCCCAAUCGUAGUAGGAAGAUUAAUAUGGAGGAGACUAAACCAACAAUACCUAAAGCAAUGGCAAGAGAAGAAAAACGGUUGUGUGUAGUGUCUGAUGAUGAUGAUGAGCAGCAAGGUACUUCUACUACUUCAGUAAAGAAGAAGGCUGGUCAAGAUGAUGACAUGGUUCAUAAUAAUAAUGGGAAUGAUGUUGACAAUAAUGACAUUGACUCAGAUGAUGAUAAAGGUGAAGUUGAAGGUGAAGAUGAGGGAGAGGAUGCAGUCCAAGGUGAUGAUGAACAAGAGGGAAGGAGGAGAUAUGAUCUCCGAAAUUGUGCAGAUUUAAAAAAACUGUCUAUGGAAUUAGAAGGUACUUUAGUAGAGAAGGCUGAUCAAUAUCAUGACAUGGAUAAUAUUGGGAAUGAUGUUGACUAUAAUAUUGACGCAGAUGUAGAUGAUGGUCAAAAUGAAGACAAUGAUAAAGUUGAAGGUAAAGACAAUGGAGAGGAAGCAGUCCAAGGUGAUGUUGAACAAGAGGGAAGGAGGAGAUACAAUCUCCGAAAUGCAGGUAUACGAACACUGUCUAUGGAGUUCGAAGGUACUUCAGUAGAGAAGGCUGGUCAAGAUCAUGACAAGAUGAUAAUCAAAAUGAGAUGA
Quercus lobata is the source of this 876-nucleotide messenger RNA. RefSeq names its product ATPase family AAA domain-containing protein At1g05910-like. The record is from RefSeq and is a predicted model, not a curated record. The coding region runs from base 1 to 876 and encodes 291 amino acids. NCBI's taxonomy places the organism in Eukaryota, Viridiplantae, Streptophyta, Magnoliopsida, Fagales, Fagaceae. The transcript is spliced from 2 exons.